CUCAAACGAGGCGAAUGUUGAGAAGGCUGAUCAUCACUACAGGUCUCUCCUUGACGCGUUCCUUGCCCCUCGCGAAGCCUGUGCCCUUGCCCUUCCUCAGACGUCUCCCUCAGCUGUCAUUCUCCUUCAUGGUGGCCUCUCGCCGGGCGUCCCGCACCUCCAAGCCGAUCCAGGAGGAGCCUUCUGCCGCGGCCUCCCCGAGCAAUAAGCGGAAACUGAAGCAAGGAGCCGAGGAGGCAGAGGCUGCUGACACCAAGGCUGCCACUGGGGCAGCAAAGAAGCCAAAGGGGCGGGCCAGCAAGGCUCAAAAGGAGGAGGAGCCGGAGCCAGCAAAAGCGGUGGAGGAUGACGGUGCCGCUACAGAGGCCACCGCAGGGCCUUCUGCUCCUUCUGCACCCAAGAAGUCGCGUCGGAAGGCUACGGCAGGAGGUGAACCCGACUCGCCAGCUGCUCCGAGCGGCAAUGACAUCUUUGCCUUCGAAGGCUGCCCAAAGACAGUGGACAUCCCCAAUCCUCUCUCCUUUACAGACUCUCCUCGCCCUUCGACCUCGUUCCGCAUAGCAAGCUGGAACAUUGUCUCGCUCAAGUCAGCAGAGCCCAAGGGCUUGACCAGAUACCUCGAGGCCGAAGACGCGGAUCUUGUCGUUCUGACCGAGACAAAGGUGAACGAGGUCCCCUCCUUCUUCCAGUCCUCUCGCUACCCACACCAGACCUGGGGCAUCGGAAGCACAAAGUCCUAUGCUGGCAUUGCCAUUCUGUCCAAGAUCGAACCGCUAUCCGUCCAAAAAGGUCUACCAGAGCUGGCAGACUACGACUCAAAGGGAAGGUGUAUCACGGUAGAGUUCGAAGGGUGCUAUGUCGUGGGGACCUAUUGCGUCAAUGCUGGUGAGGGACUCAAGACGAUGGAGGCCAAGAAGAAGUGGAACCACGCCCUCUCUGCCCACCUUGCCAAGCUCGAUGAGAAGAAGCCGGUGAUAUGGACCGGCGACCUGAAUGUGGUCAUCGAUGAGCGGGAUCUUGCAAAGGCCAGCGCCAAGUGGAACAAAUCUCCAGGGUAUACUCAGAUUGAGUGCGAUCAACAUAGGGCCUUCUUGGAGGGCAGCUUUCUGGAGGGAGCCAAGCCUUUCAAGGACGUUUGGAGGGAGAAGCACCCCGAUGCUGUCGGUCACUUUACCUUCUAUGGGUGGAGGGGACAAUGCAGAAUCAAGGGUAUUGGCUGGAGACUCGACUCUUUCAUUGUGUCCGAACGAGCACAAGAGCACUGCACCAAGUGCGAGAUCCGACAUGAAGUCUACGGUGCCAGUGAUCACGUACCCAUCUUUGCAGACUUUGAUGCCAAGCUCUUCCAGGCCAGCUCAUAGCGUUGCAGUGGCAAUGUAGACGACAGUGCAGGGUCUUCCGGAGGUAAAGGCCCAAUUGAGGAAAGGGACGGACAGCAUUGCUCUAUAUCUACUUUUGCACACCACCCGCUCAUCGGCAAUCACGUAUCAUCUUUUGCAACCUUUGACAACUUCAUGUAGAAUAAGAAAGGGACGCGUAUCUUGCGUGAGGUAUAGACAGAUGUAUCCACUACUUUUUUCCAAUUCCCUUGAACCAUUUG
This is a messenger RNA of Microstroma glucosiphilum, 1600 nucleotides long. RefSeq lists its product as hypothetical. Gene Ontology annotation, cellular component: nucleus. Gene Ontology annotation, biological process: base-excision repair. The record is from RefSeq and is a predicted model, not a curated record. NCBI's taxonomy places the organism in Eukaryota, Fungi, Basidiomycota, Exobasidiomycetes, Microstromatales, Microstromataceae. The transcript has 4 exons. Gene Ontology annotation, molecular function: double-stranded DNA 3'-5' DNA exonuclease activity; DNA-(apurinic or apyrimidinic site) endonuclease activity; phosphoric diester hydrolase activity. Bases 129 to 1361 code for a protein of 410 amino acids.